Molecule: messenger RNA, 3495 nt
Organism: Phialemonium atrogriseum
Lineage: Eukaryota; Fungi; Ascomycota; Sordariomycetes; Cephalothecales; Cephalothecaceae
Product: HECT-domain-containing protein
Exons: 3
Coding region: 1-3495 (1164 amino acids)
Biological process (GO): protein polyubiquitination; ubiquitin-dependent protein catabolic process
Molecular function (GO): ubiquitin protein ligase activity
Source: RefSeq, a predicted model, not a curated record
AUGUCUCUCCCGCCCCACCGUCCUCAUCUCACCCCUGCUCGAUUCACCGGUCGUUCUCGAAUGACGGACCCUGCGCCGUUGGAUGGUGCGCAGGUCCAAGCCUCGAGCUCGUUCUUGGAUGAACAUCUCCAUCCUCCGCGCAAUACACGCCCUGGCCAUGGACGGUCCAUGAGCAAUCCCUUCCCCUCGCUGUUCUCGAGCAUGAGGAAGAAACAGAGUCGAGUAUUAUAUGGACGUUCUGACUCUGACGAGAGCGAUGCCGGAGGCGCCCGCGUUCCCAAGUCCCAGGGCAAGUCCCACCCGGGACCCAGUCGGAAUGGCCCAACGGGGAGUCGGGAUUUUGUUACGGGGCAAUGCAUGACUUGCGCCUCUCUGGUUCGGUGGCCCAGGGAGUUGGCGGUCUUCAGGUGCACCAUUUGCUCGACUAUCAAUGACCUGCAACCAACGUUGUCUGAAGGGAGGAGAGAGCGCCCAGAACAAGGAAGAUGGGCCCCGGAGGAGGCAUCUGGUCUUGCACAUCGAUCUCCGAGCUGUGAGAAGCCCCCUCAACUAUUUUCAGCCAACCCGAUAUCUCUCGAGCACAGUAGAGCCCUUAUCACGCAGUGUAUCAAAACAUACCUUGAUGCUGCGCUCACUGAGCCUUCCCGCGAUGAAGAUGCCGGUAGCUCGGUGCAAGCAAACGAACUCCAUGACCCAAGCUUGUCAAGAGUUGGUAAUGCUAGCAACGAAACUCGCAGGGUCGUCCCAAUACCGAUGUCGACGCUUUCACCACCCGUGUAUGGACUAGGGCCAUCGAGUGAUGGGUCCGCGGACCCUAAUAAUCCCAUGCGCCGUAACAGUCCCAUGUCUAGGUCGUUCUCAACGUCCUACCCCGAGAGACGGAGAGUUCUUCACGAUAUGGCCUCACACAAGGUUUCUUAUCAGAACUUCUCCGCCCCCGGGCCGGAUGCAAGGUCGAAGCGGAUCUUCGGACCUCUUGAAAACUACCUUGUCAGCUCAUUGGCCUCGUUUCAGUCACUGAACUCGUCAUUUGUGGUAGACCGUGCAAGUUUCAACGGCCAACUUGGAGCCGAGCCGGUUCGCCAGCGUCCCUGGGAACCUCGCAAGGACCCUGUAUGCGACGGUCAGCCCGUCGCCGAUCUGGAUCCAAAACUGCUGCUAUUAGGUGACAUUGCUGAGAACGGGUCAUGGUGGACUGGCGGCCAGGAAGACCCUAUACCGGCGAGAGUAGCAUCGCACGAAAGCGACGAUAGACGAUCUCUCACCAGCCAAAGAAGCCCCCGUAUCGACUGGGGCGAACUGGGCACCUGGUAUUCAACCGUCAUCAACUGCGGGCAGACCUGGUUGAGCAUAUACCAUGAACUGGUGAAGAACAACUCGUCCCUGGCGGCAACGGACGCGAGGCUUAAGGAGCUGGAAGCACAGCUCCUCCUGGCGCAGGACCACGCACAGCGACUGCUUCUGAAAGCUACAGAAACGAUACUCAAGCGGCCCAGCCGCCCCAUUAUAAGACCGUCGGAGCUUCGAUUCCUGCUCAUCAUCCUUGCCAACCCACUCUUAACCCCUUCCUACAGGCCAUUCGCCGGCGUGUUCAAACAUCCUGACGGGCUCUUGUCUGGUGCUCGUGAGCGUGCUUCGCAUGCCUUCUCUGGGCGACACUCGGGUAUCAUAAAGCGUAUCCUGGGUCUCAUUUCUAACACGCCCAAUGAGUGCCAGAGUCAUCUCGUGUCCUGGUUUGCAAGGUAUCCGCAGGCGCAGUUCAUCAGAACCAAAGACCUGGUCGGGAGUUUCUUGACCUAUCGCUUGAUGCGCCAGAGCGAGAAGAAACAGGAGGUCAGGGUAGAUAUCACUGGUGGGCUUAUACCUAACAUGUCGGCCGCUACGUCUGCCGCCUCUCUACGCGCUGCCUUGAGUCACCCGUCGGGGUCGAGCAGCAAGCAGGGAGAGAGACAAAAGAAGACUCUGUAUCAUGAUGAUUGGCAGAUCAGGGCUGCUGCCCAAGUCAUGGCAUUGAUUUUCGCCGCCAACAACUCGGUCCAUUCCAGGCCAAGGCUCCCGGAGACAUUGUCUACUAGCCGCAGCGACAAUACCGGCUUAGCAACAAGGAACGGGGUUCAGGCAAGGGGGCAGAUCCUUCCGACCAGCGAUUUCUAUACCACCUUCCUCGACGACGCAGACCUGUUGGCAGACUUCGAGGCUUGGGAACUUAGGAGGGGAAAGUUCUCCUUCUGCCAAUACCCGUUCCUGCUGAGCAUAUGGGCCAAGAUUCAAAUCCUCGAGUAUGACGCAAGACGGCAAAUGCAAACCAAAGCGCGAGAUGCUUUCUUCGACAGUAUCACGAGCAACAGGGCCAUCGAGCAGCAUCUUGUCUUGAAUGUUCGCCGGGAUUGCUUAGUUGAGGACAGCCUCAAGGCGGUCAGCGAGGUUAUCGGCAGCGCCAGUGAAGACAUCAAGAAGGGCCUACGCAUCACAUUCAGGGGUGAAGAGGGUGUUGACGCCGGUGGCUUACGGAAGGAAUGGUUUCUGCUACUAGUCAGGGAGGUGUUUAACCCCGAUCACGGCAUGUUCGUCUACGACGAGGACUCUCAAUACUGCUACUUCAAUCCGAAUUCGUUUGAGACCUCGGCCCAGUUUUUCCUCAUCGGUGUUGUCUUCGGUUUGGCAAUUUAUAACUCGACCAUUCUGGACGUUGCGUUACCACCCUUCGCAUUUCGGAAACUGCUGAUGGCAGCCCCUGCCCCUGCCGCAUCCCCGGCCGCCAUCUCGCAACCCCAGGCCAAGCCAACAAUAACCUACAACCUAGAUGAUCUGGCCGAAUAUCGGCCGCGACUGGCAAAAGGCCUUCGCCAGCUGCUUGAGUACGAAGGGGAUGUGGAAUCGACAUUUUCCCUUGAGUUUGUGGUCGGUAUCGACAAGUAUGGCUCUUUGGAGCAUGUUCCGCUUUGUAUCGGUGGAGAGAGACUCGCCGUGACGAACGCCAACCGGCGCGAGUAUGUCGACCUUUACGUACGUUACCUCCUCGACACAUCCGUCUCCCGUCAGUUCGAGCCGUUCAAACGUGGCUUCUUCACUGUCUGCGGCGGGAACGCCCUCUCGCUCUUCCGGCCAGAGGAGAUAGAACUCCUGGUUCGAGGGUCCGACGAGCCCCUUGAUGUGGCGUCGCUGAAGGCUGUUGCAAACUACGAUAACUGGGGCGGCAAGAACCCGGCCGAGUCCGAGAAGACAAUCCAAUGGUUCUGGCAGACGUUUGAAGAGGCAUCCCCCGAGAACCAACGCAAACUCCUUCUGUUCGUCACUGGAAGCGAUCGUAUUCCAGCCAUGGGGGCAGCCUCGUUAUCCAUACGCAUUACUUGUAACGGGGACGACUGCGGCAGAUAUCCUACUGCGCACACUUGUUUCAACGUUCUGUCAUUGUCGCGUUACAAGACCCCAGAGAGGCUGAAGACCAUGCUCUGGACGGCAGUCCGAGAAAGCGAGGGGUUCGGGUUGAAAUAG